UUCCGCUUUCCGGUCCAGCCCUCAAGACGGCUUCCGGGAGCCUUACGGCUUCCGUCUGGCCAAACUCCUUGAUUGGCUACACUUCGUCCCGCCUCUCGCGUCUUGCCGCUUCUUGGAGCGAAAGUUGCAUCACAGAAGCGCCAAAAAGGAAUUUAGGGGAAGACCUAACUUUCCUUUGAGGCGUGUUUGCGGCGUUGUGCGCUUACAGGAGGGAUGAAUGGAGAGUAUAGAGGCAGAGGAUUUGGACGAGGAAGAUUUCAAAGCUGGAAAAGAGGAAGAGGUGGUGGGAACUUCUCAGGAAAAUGGAGAGAAAGAGAGCACAGACCCGAUCUGAGUAGAACCACAGGAAAACAUACUUCUGAACAAACCCCACAGUCUUUGCUUUCAACAAAGACCCCACAGUUAGUACAGUCAACAUUGGAUCGACUCAUACCAUAUAAAGGCUGGAAGCUUUAUUUCUCUGAAGUUUACAGUGAUAGCUCUCCUUUGAUUGAGAAGAUUCAAGCAUUUGAAAAAUUUUUCACAAGACAUAUUGAUUUCUAUGACAAGGAUGAAAUAGAAAGAAAGGGAAGUAUUUUGGUGGAUUUUAAAGAACUGACAAAAGAUGAAGAAGUAACUAACUUGUUACCAGAUAUAGCAAAUGAACUAAGAGAUGCACCUGAGAAAACCUUGGCUUGCAUGGGUUUGGCAAUACAUCAGGUAUUAACUAAAGACCUUGAAAGGCAUGCAACUGAGUUACAAGCCCAGGAAGGAUUGUCUAGUGAUGGAGAAACAAUGGUAAAUGUGCCACAUAUUCAUGCAAGAGUGUACAACUAUGAGCCUUUGACACAGCUGAAGAAUGUCCGAGCAAAUUACUAUGGCAAAUACGUUGCUUUAAGAGGGACGGUGGUUCGUGUCAGUAAUAUAAAGCCUCUUUGCACCAAGAUGGCAUUUCUUUGUGCUGCAUGUGGAGAAGUUCAGAGUUUUUCUCUUCCAGAUGGAAAAUACAGUCUUCCCACAAAGUGUCCUGUGCCUGCGUGUCGAGGCAGGUCAUUUACUGCUGUCCGCAUCUCUCCUCUCACAGUUACAGUGGAUUGGCAGUCAAUCAAAAUCCAAGAGUUGAUGUCUGAGGAUCAGAGAGAAGCAGGUCGGAUUCCACGAACAAUAGAAUGUGAGCUUGUUCAUGAUCUUGUGGAUAGCUGUGUCCCAGGAGACACAGUGACUGUUACUGGAAUUGUCAAAGUCUCAAAUGCUGAAGAAGGUUGUCGAAAUAAGAAUGACAAGUGCAUGUUCCUUUUGUACAUUGAAGCAAAUUCUAUUAGUAAUAGCAAAGGACAGAAAACAAAGACUUCUGAGGAUGGAUGUAAGCAUGGAAUGUUGAUGGAGUUCUCACUCAGAGAUCUUUAUGCCAUCCAAGAGAUUCAAGCUGAAGAGAACCUGUUUAAACUCAUUGUCAACUCGCUUUGCCCUGUCAUUUUUGGUCAUGAACUUGUUAAAGCAGGUUUGGCAUUAGCACUAUUUGGAGGAAGCCAGAAAUAUGCAGAUGACAAAAACAGAAUUCCAAUUCGAGGAGACCCACACAUCCUUGUUGUUGGAGAUCCAGGCUUAGGAAAAAGUCAGAUGCUCCAGGCAGUGUGCAAUGUUGCUCCACGUGGCGUGUAUGUUUGUGGUAACACCACAACCACCUCUGGUCUGACGGUAACUCUUUCAAAAGAUAGUUCCUCUGGAGAUUUUGCUUUGGAAGCUGGUGCCCUGGUACUUGGUGAUCAAGGUAUUUGUGGAAUAGAUGAAUUUGAUAAGAUGGGGAAUCAACACCAAGCCUUGUUGGAGGCCAUGGAGCAGCAAAGUAUUAGUCUUGCUAAGGCUGGGGUGGUUUGCAGCCUUCCUGCAAGAACUUCCAUUAUCGCUGCUGCAAAUCCAGCAGGAGGACACUACAAUAAAGCCAAAACGGUUUCUGAGAAUUUAAAAAUGGGGAGUGCACUCCUAUCCAGAUUUGAUUUGGUCUUUAUCCUGUUAGACACUCCAAAUGAGCAUCAUGAUCACUUACUCUCUGAACAUGUGAUUGCAAUAAGAGCUGGAAAGCAGAGAACCGUUAGCAGUGCCACAGUAGCUCGUAUGAGUAGUCAAGAUUCAAAUACUUCUGUACUUGAAGUAGUUUCUGAGAAACCAUUAUCAGAAAGACUAAAGGUGGUUCCCGGAGAAAUAAUAGAUCCCAUUCCCCACCAGCUAUUGAGAAAGUACAUUGGCUAUGCUCGACAGUAUGUCUACUCAAGGCUAUCCACAGAAGCUGCUCAAGUUCUUCAAGAUUUUUACCUUGAGCUCCGGAAACAGAGCCAGCGGUUAAAUAGCUCACCAAUCACUACCAGGCAGCUGGAAUCUUUGAUUCGUCUAACAGAGGCACGAGCAAGGUUGGAAUUGAGAGAGGAAGCAACCAAAGAAGAUGCUGAAGAUAUAGUUGAAAUUAUGAAAUAUAGCAUGCUAGGAACUUACUCUGAUGAAUUUGGGAACCUAGAUUUUGAGCGAUCCCAGCAUGGUUCUGGAAUGAGCAACAGGUCAACAGCAAAAAGAUUUAUUUCUGCUCUCAAUAACAUUGCUGAAAGAACUUAUAAUAAUAUAUUUCAAUUUCAUCAACUUCGGCAGAUUGCCAAAGAGCUAAACAUUCAGGUUGCUGAUUUUGAAAACUUUAUUGGAUCACUAAAUGACCAAGGUUACCUCUUGAAAAAAGGCCCAAAAGUUUACCAGCUUCAAACUAUGUAAAAGGACUUCACCAAGUUAGGGCCUCCUGUGUUUAUUAGCAGAUUAAAGUCAUCUCAAUGAAGAUAUGUGUGUGUGCACACACACUGAAAUACUGUUCUCUGAAAAGUGAUGUCCCAAAAGUACUAUAAUAGGAAAAAAAGCAUUAAAUAUAGUAAACUAAUUUAGGAAUUAAUACAAUCUCCUGAUGCAGUAGCUAACACUGUAAUCACAGUGACUCAGGAGGCUGAGGCGAGAGGAUUGCUCAAGGCCAGGGUUCGAGACCAACCUUGGGCAACAUAGCAAGACCCUAUUUCUUAAAUUAAAAAAAAAAAAAAACUUAGCUGGCUGUGGUGGCACAUGCCUGUAGUCUCAGCUGCUUGUGAGGCUGAGACAGGAGGAUUAUUCGAGUCAAGGAGUUUGAAGUUACAGUGAGCCAUGAUCACACAACUGCACUCCAGCCUGGGCAAUAGAGUAACUUUUGACUCAAAAAAAUUUAAAAAAAAUUGCAGUGAUAGUCUUUGUGUUAAUUGUUAAAUAAAUUCUCCAAAAGGCUAAAAGUAAAUUACUUAUAAAUUAUUUACAGUUAUGUUUUUGACCUACCUUUUUAUAUGUAUGAAUAUUUCAUAGUUUUGCAUAUCAAAUAUAGGCAUUCAGACAAAUACAUAAACCAAUGAACAUAUUACAUAUUCUGUGUUCCAAUAAAACUUUAUAAAGGACACUAAAAUUUGAAUUUCAUAAAAUUUUCCCAUGUCAAGAAUACAAAAUACUUGAUUUUUGGUUUUAGUCAUUUAGUAAUAGGCCCCAUUUAGUCCACAGACUGGUUUGUAGUGUCUUCGUUACAAACAAUAGAAACUGACUGAUUAAACAGAAUUUUUUUUGAAAGAAUUUUGGUUAGCUUAUGGAAUUUUUAGAAGGCAGGUAAACCAGAAGGGUAAGCUUCCAGCAGCAAUUUGUAAAACCACGCCUUCGAACUGUACUAAAGAAAAAGCUGCUGAUGCUUUUCUGCCACACAGGGCAGUAGAAGAAAGUGAUACUGCCUCCAUGCCCCACCUUUGCCACUUCUGCAGCAGGAAUAGGUAGAGGAAUGCCCCCACCCACACUGGAACAGCAACAAAAAGAUUCUCUGUGAGGCUUCCCUAAAUUGCUGAGUUCAAAAAGGAAGUCUCAUCCAAAGACAUCUGAUUGAAAAAAGCUAUUUUAUAUACCCUUUUCAUAGGCUGCUAGGGAGUUUUCCCUGGUUCUACCUUUGGGUGGUGGGAUCAAUAAAACCAGAAUUUCUCAUAUGUUGUGGGAGGAUUCAGAUGUUACAGGGUUGCCAGCCAAACUAUCAAUCAUGUAUAAAUCUUAACAGUUUGUAACAUACAAGAACUCAGGAAAUGUGAACCAUUGCUGGAGAAUCUACUAAAAAUUCAACUUCCAGCAAACCAGAAGAUGAAUGGAAAAUGUAAAUAAAAAGAACUGGCAGUGUAUAUCAGAUGUUUAACUUUAGGACCAAAACUAAAAUGUGGAGACUGUUGCCAUAGACCACAAUGUAAACUUUUUUUUAAGUAAGGAAGGAAAAAUCAGGAAUCAAAAGAGGCCAGGUGCAUUGGCUCACAUCUGUCAUCUCAGAGCAUUGGGAGGUUGAGGCUGGAGGAUUACUUGAAGCCAGGAGUUUGAGGCCAGCCUCUACAACACAUUGAGACCCUACCUCUACAAAAAAUAGACUGGGCAUGGCAGUGCAUGCCUAUUGUCCUAGCUACUGUGGAGGCAGAAGUAGGAGAUUCACUUGAGCCCAGGAGUUUGAGGUUACAGUGAGCUAUGAUUAUACCACUGCACUGCAUUCUGGGCAAGAGCAAGACUUUGUCUUUUAGAGAAAUAAAAGGAGAAAGUAGAUAGGAGUAUAAAUAAUAGUGAAGUCUUUAUGAGUUAAAAGAUCUAUAAAGCAAAUUAGCCAGGGAUGGUGCAUGCCUGUAAUCCCAACCACUAAGGAAGGCUGAGGCAGGAGAAUCACUUGAACCUGGGAGGCGGAGGUUACAGUGAGCCAAGAUCACACCACUGCACUCCAGCCUGGGCAACAGAGUGAGACACUGUCUCCAAACUAACUAAAUAUAUAUAUUUAAAGCUAAAAAAAUUAUUAAUAGAAUUUAAAACAUUUCAUAAAAGUCAGCACAUAAUAUCAACCAUGAUAAAGUGGUAGACAGAAGAGGAAACGUACUUACUGUUUAGAGGAAAAUGAGUCUCAAAGGUUAGGGUUAUUAUGUAAAUUUAUUUUAAAAAGACAUAAACUUAUAUUUUCAGAGGAAACUGUUUCAUGUUUCCUUAGAUUCUGUCUUUAGCAUCCAUUAAUCACAGGGCCAGACUAAAAAGUUUAGCUUUCCCUUACAAUACAGCUUUUGUGGGUAUGCAAACAUCACAUUACAGUCCCUCCAACCCCAAACCCCGACAUCUAGUAUUUCACUUCCUGCCCAAUAGGGGUGUCCCCACACCUUUCAACCACUACUGCAAUCAAGCUCUCGCCUAGGUUUUUCACUUGCUGCUUUACCUCCUGACUGACUUUCCUCAUGUGGCCUGGUGUGGCAUGGUAAGCCCUCUUUGGAGAUGAAAGUCCUCUUUUUUUUUUUUUUUGAGAUGGAGUUUCGCUGGAAUGCAGUGGCACGAUCUCAGCUCACCGCAACCUCCGCCUCCUGGGUUCAAGCAGUUCUGCCUCUGCCUCCCAAGUAGCUGGGACUACAGGUGCGUGCCACCAUGCCCUGCUAAUUUUUGUAUUUUUAGUAGAGACGGGGUUUCACCAUGUUGACCAGGAUGGUCUCAAUCUCUUGAUCUCGUGAUCCACCCACCUUGGCCUCUCAAAGUGCUGGGAUUAUAGGCGUGAGCCACCGCGCCUGGCCAAAAGUCAUCUUUCAUAGGCAAUUGUUUGUGUCACCAUUGCUGAUUAAAACAAUUCCUAAGUACAAGUAGAACAGAAACAUGCAAAGCAAGAAAAUACUACAUCAUGAAAGUUUUCUUUUAAGAGGUGGUGGUCUAGCUGUGUUGUCCAGGGUGGACUUGAACUCCACAGCUCAAGCAGUCCUCCCACCUCAGCCUCCUGAAUAGCCUGGACUAUAGGCAUGCACCACUAUGCCUGGCUGCAAAAAUAUUUUAUUAAGAGAUGGUCUUGUUCUGUCGCCCAGGCUGGAGUGCAGUGACAUGAUCAAGCCUUGAUCUCUCAAGCAGUCCUCCCACCUCUGCCUCCUUAGUAGCUGGAACUACAGGAAUGUGACACCAUGCCCGGCUAGUUUUUAGAGAUGAGGGCUUGCUUUGUUGCCCAGGCUGGUCUCAAACUCCAGGGCUUCCUGAGUAGCUGGGACUACAGGUGUGAGCUGCCAUGCCCAGCCUCCUCUUUCUACCAAUAUUGUGCUAAGUAAAUUGUUUGGUGGUAAUCAACUUGAUCAUUUCAUCCUUAGGAUAGAGGAUACCAAGGCGAAAGUAUAACUGAACCAGAAGAGGAAUAAACACCACACUGUGAUUGAGGGAUCUUUAUAGCUCCCCUUUGAUAAAGAAGGCAAAUGCUGUACUUACAUUAACAUACUAUAGUUGCUGUGGCUAUACAGAAGAAUAUUAAACAAUAUUUGUAUAUUUA
Molecule: messenger RNA, 6316 nt
Organism: Callithrix jacchus (white-tufted-ear marmoset)
Lineage: Eukaryota; Metazoa; Chordata; Mammalia; Primates; Cebidae
Gene: MCM8
Product: minichromosome maintenance 8 homologous recombination repair factor
Biological process (GO): double-strand break repair via homologous recombination
Cellular component (GO): MCM complex; nucleus
Molecular function (GO): single-stranded DNA binding; ATP hydrolysis activity; ATP binding
Source: RefSeq, a predicted model, not a curated record